AUGGCAAACAGCAGCGAUAGUAGCGACAACAGUGUCAGUAGCAGCAGUGACAGCAGUGACAACUUGUCCAAACCAUGCUCCACCGAUGACUUGGACUGUAUUCGCCAGUACUUCAUGAGCAAUGAACGCUGUCGCCCAAGCAGCCACGAGGAUGGUGUCGCAAUCCAUAAGGACGUGCAAGUGGCUUAUAUUCCAAAAAUAAACGUGACCGCCAUCUCGCUUGACGAAUACAUCACCUUCUAUGGCUCCACGAUUAAAAAGUUUUACAUAAACAACGUCAGUAACAACCUGGUGAUUUCAAUCGACUUCGAAGGUAUCAACAUCAACUCCCAACACUGCACCCUCGCCAUCAACCAGAGGGGCGAAGAGCCGAAGUUGGUCGAGGAUUACGCCAACGAAAGUUACUCUGCCGAAAUAACUGCUGUAAUUUCUGGACGUGGCAAAGAAAUAAGGUCAGCUAAAGUCAGCGCCUUCAACACCAACGCCUACCCACCCUUCGAACUUGGACCCAAUAUCUCGCAGAGUUCAGAUGACGUAGUCCAGGCUAUGUACCAGGAGUUGGUGUCAAACAUUCCUACAGCAGUUCAGGAGCUUUUUCUGACCAAAGCCCCCUACUUCUUUUACGUCUACCUGCAAUCUUACAUCUGCGACUACGGCAUCGAGUACACUGGACAGAUAGUUUAA
Messenger RNA from Ostrinia furnacalis (Asian corn borer), 684 nucleotides. RefSeq lists its product as uncharacterized. Lineage: Eukaryota; Metazoa; Arthropoda; Insecta; Lepidoptera; Crambidae. The record is from RefSeq and is a predicted model, not a curated record. Gene Ontology annotation, molecular function: structural molecule activity. Bases 1 to 684 code for a protein of 227 amino acids. Gene Ontology annotation, cellular component: extracellular region. The transcript is spliced from 5 exons.